GAAAGAAAAGCACACAAAAGAAAAGCUGCUCCAACAUAACACAAGGAGAGAGAGAGAGAGAGAAAAGCUGAUCAAAACAACAACAAAUACAAGAAGCAGCUAUGGAAGAGCUAGUGUUGUACUUGUUGAAGCUAAUGAUGAUCACUUUCAUGGUGAUGGUGUUUGUGUUGAAAGUUGUGGUGGUGCUAUGGUGGAGACCAAGAAAGAUUGAACACCAUUUCUCAAAGCAAGGCAUAAGAGGACCUCCCUAUCGCUUCUUCAUUGGCAAUGCUAAGGAACUUUGCACUCUCAUGUUGAAGGCCUCUUCUCAUCCCAUGCCUUUCUCUCACAACAUCCUCCCUAGAGUCCUCUCCUUCUAUCACCACUGGAAAAAAAUCUAUGGUGCUACAUUUAUAGUGUGGUUCGGGCCCACAGUCCGGCUCACUGUCGCGGAUCCUGACCUCAUUCGAGAAGUCUUCACCUCCAAGUCUGAAUUAUAUGAGAAGAAUGAGGCUCAUCCACUUAUCAAACAGCUUGAAGGUGAUGGACUCCUUAGCCUCAAGGGUGAAAAAUGGGCUCACCAUAGAAAAAUCAUCACUCCCACCUUCCACAUGGAAAAUCUCAAACUGUUGAUACCAGUGGCUGCAAAGAGUGUGAUUGAAAUGUUGGAGAAAUGGAUGGCAAAGUCGGGUGCGGGUGAGGUGGAAAUUGAAGUGUCCGAAUGGUUCCAAACAUUGACAGAAGAUAUAAUAACUCGAACAGCAUUUGGUAGUAGCCAUGAAGAUGGAAAAGCCAUUUUUAGACUACAAGCUGAACAAAUGGCCCUUGCAUCUGAGGCAUUUCAGAAAGUUUUCAUUCCUGGUUAUAGAUUCCUUCCCACAAAAAGGAACAUGAAGUCUUGGAAAUUGGAGAAGGAAAUCAAGAAAUCUCUGGUGAAUCUAAUUGACAAAAGGAGAGAGAAUUCAAGCAAUGAAACGCAAGAAAAUGGUCCUAAAGAUUUGUUAGGGCUCAUGAUCCAAGCAAGCACAAAGGAAUUGCCAAACAAGAGAGGGGAAUUGAAUUCCUCUCCAUCAUCAAAAAUCACAGUCCGUGACAUUGCAGAGGAAUGUAAGAGCUUUUUCUUUGCGGGAGAGCAAACGACGUCGAAUUUGUUGACGUGGACGACAGUUUUGCUAGCUAUGCACCCUCAAUGGCAAGUACAGGCACGUGAGGAGGUGAUCAAAGUGUGUGGAUCACAUGACAUACCCUCCAAAGAUGACAUUGUGAAGCUUAAGAUGCUGAGCAUGAUUCUCAAUGAAGCCCUACGACUAUACCCACCAAUCGUGGCAACAAUCAGACGGACAAAAACUGAUGUGGAGCUUGGGGGAUGCAAGAUCCCCAGUGGGACCGAGCUGUUGAUACCAAUCAUAGCCGUUCAUCAUGAUCAAGCCAUAUGGGGCAACGAUGUCAAUGAAUUCAACCCCGCUCGAUUCGCCGGUGGGGUGGCCCGUGCCGCCAAGCAUCCUGUGGCAUUCAUUCCAUUUGGGCUUGGAUUCCGUACUUGCAUCGGCCAAAACCUUGCUAUCCUACAAGCCAAGCUAACCCUAACCAUCAUACUGCAACGCUUCUCCUUCACAUUGUCCCCGCAUUAUCAGCAUGCACCAACGGUCUUGAUGCUCCUUUACCCACAACACGGUGCACCAAUUGUCUUUCGACGCCUUGAUUGAUCCUGAUCAACGGCCCUGAUCAAUAUCAUCCCUAGACGUACCUAUCCUCUGUGUGUGAGUGCAUAUAUAUUAAUAUCUUUUUUUUUGUUUGCAUUGAUGUGGCCAAAAUAUCCAUUGUUGCAUUGGUAAUUUAUAGGAACUAGGAUAUUUUUAUAUAUAUUUUUUGUUAUAAUUAAGUUCCCACUUAGUUAUAUAUAUGCUAACCCCCAUGUGGCCUUGCCCAACUGUUUUGCCAAAAAUGUUUGGCAUGUAACCUUAUGCUAAUUUUAGGAUUUAGUUAGUGGCCAAUUGUUUUUCUCUCUCAUAUCAUGUGCAUGUAAUGUAUAUUUUCACAAUUAUCUCACACAGUUUUGUAAUAUUAUAUGUUCAAGAAUGUCAAAUGGU
This is a messenger RNA of Camellia sinensis, 2069 nucleotides long. Its product is annotated as cytochrome P450 734A1. The record is from RefSeq and is a predicted model, not a curated record. Lineage: Eukaryota; Viridiplantae; Streptophyta; Magnoliopsida; Ericales; Theaceae. Gene Ontology annotation, molecular function: iron ion binding; monooxygenase activity; heme binding. Gene Ontology annotation, biological process: brassinosteroid homeostasis; brassinosteroid metabolic process.